Messenger RNA from Trichomycterus rosablanca, 3632 nucleotides. It is a transcript of the gene mtm1, whose product is annotated as myotubularin 1. Gene Ontology annotation, cellular component: membrane; cytoplasm. Lineage: Eukaryota; Metazoa; Chordata; Actinopteri; Siluriformes; Trichomycteridae. The transcript has 15 exons. The record is from RefSeq and is a predicted model, not a curated record. Gene Ontology annotation, biological process: mitochondrion distribution; phosphatidylinositol dephosphorylation; muscle cell cellular homeostasis. Bases 104 to 1918 code for a protein of 604 amino acids. Gene Ontology annotation, molecular function: phosphatidylinositol-3,5-bisphosphate 3-phosphatase activity; phosphatidylinositol-3-phosphate phosphatase activity.
UGACUCGGGCAGAGCUGCUUCCUGCGGCUGUGCUAAACAGACGGGCCAUUUCAGGAUCAGAGAAUAGCACUUCACGGUACUGGUGGAAGCAGCAGUCCCAGUCAUGGCCUCGGCUUUCAUACCGCCAUACACCAACAGCCCUCUAGAGAACAGCAACAGUCAAAAUGCAUCCAGGGAGAAUCUGAAGAUGGAGCCGCUAGCAGAUGUUCCAUUACUGCCUGGAGAGGAGAGAGUGAUGGACAAAGAUCUCAUCUACAUGUGUCCAUUCAAUCAAGCAGUUAAAGGAAAAGUAUUCAUCACCAAUUACAGACUGUAUUUCAGAAGCACUGACACGGAGCCUGCGGUUACCCUAGAUGUACCCCUGGGUGUAAUAGGCCGGAUAGAGAAGAUGGGAGGAGCCUCCAGCAGAGGAGAGAACUCUUACGGGCUGGACAUCACCUGCAAGGACAUGAGGAACUUGCGGUUUGCUCUGAAGCAGGAAGGCCACAGUCGAAGGGACAUUUUCGGGGAGCUGUUUAAAUAUGCUUUUCCUCUUUCUCAUGGAAUGCGACUGUUUGCAUUUUUGAGUCAAGAAAAGUUCGAGGAGAAUGGUUAUGGUGUUUACAAGCCCAUGGACGAGUACAGGCGUCAGGGUCUACCUAACGAAAGGUGGAGGAUUUCCUUCAUCAACUCAUCCUAUGAAUUAUGUGAUACCUAUCCCACCAUACUGGUGGUCCCAUUCAAAGCCUCGGAUGAAGAUUUGCGGCGUGUGGCCACAUUCCGUUCCCGCUGUCGUAUUCCAGUGUUAUCAUGGAUCCAUAGGGAGAAGCAGUCGGUGAUUAUGCGCUGCAGUCAGCCUCUGGUUGGAAUGAGUGGCAAGCGCAACAAAGAUGACGAGCGCUACCUCGAGGUCAUUCGUGAAACUAACAGCACUCCCAAACUUACCAUCUUUGAUGCCAGGCCUAGCGUUAAUGCUGUGGCCAAUAAGGCCACCGGAGGAGGCUAUGAGGGUGAUGAUGCUUAUCAGAAUGCAGAACUGGUCUUCCUGGAUAUCCACAACAUCCACGUGAUGAGGGAGUCACUGAAGAAACUGAAGGAUAUUGUAUAUCCCAAUGUUGAGGAGUCACACUGGCUCUCCAGCCUGGAGUCCACUCACUGGCUGGAGCACAUUAAGCUGGUAUUGUCAGGAGCGAUUCAGGUAGCGGAUAAGGUGUGUUCUGGAAACUCGGUGGUGGUGCACUGCAGCGACGGCUGGGACCGCACGGCUCAGCUUACCUCUCUGGCCAUGCUGAUGCUUGAUUCGUAUUAUCGCACACUUGAGGGCUUUCAGGUGCUGCUGGAAAAAGAGUGGAUCGGUUUCGGACACAAGUUUGCCUCGAGAAUUGGCCACGGAGACAAAAACCACGCAGAUCAGGACAGGUCACCCAUAUUCGUGCAGUUCAUCGAUUGUGUGUGGCAGAUGACCAGACAGUUUCCAACAGCUUUUGAAUUUAAUGAACGCCUACUGCUAACAAUCUUGGAUCACCUGUACAGCUGUCGCUUCGGUACUUUCCUCUAUAACUCCGAGAACGCUCGCGAAAACAACAACGUCCGGACAAAGACGGUGUCUCUAUGGUCUAUGAUCAACAGUGACGCGUCUUCCUAUAUGAAUCCCUUUUACACAAUGGAGUCGAGCCGUGUACUUUACCCUGUAGCCAGCAUGCGCCACCUAGAGCUUUGGGUGAAUUACUACAUCCGCUGGAACCCACGUAUACGGCACCAGCAAAAUCCAGUGGAGCAGCGCUACAUGGAGCUUCUGGCACUGCGAGAAGAGUAUCUGAAAAAACUGGAGAAGCUGCAGCUCUCGGACUCCACCCCUUCUCCUCACCUGAGCAACAGCUCCACCCCUAAUGUUGCUUCGCCCAAUCAGCACUUGACACAUCUGCAGACGCCGUUUUGAUUUAAUAGACUCACAAUAGAAGCAGGAAUUUUUGUACAUAACAAUAGUAAUAAUUAUGAUAACGGUUAGUAGUGAUGUCAGUAAUAACCUGUAACUACGCGAUUAUGCAAUAAUGUCACAGUACAGCCUUCAUAGCGCAAUAGUCAGUUAUAGGUAGCAAGAAGCCUUAAAGACAUGCCACGAUGUUUUCAUUUCUAUUAUGAGCUGUAGCGCUUUCUAAACUUAUUGAAGACGCUCGGCCUGGACAGGUUGAGAUGGAGGAUUAUAAAUGAGGGUAUUCAGAAUGUUUACACAGAACAUGUUGGACUUUGUGGAAAACAGUGUAGAGUGUGUAAAAGAAUUGUAUUUUGAUUCUUGGUGACAAGAGUAUGGGCUAGUGAUGGACAAACAGAAGUGUUAAGUUCACUUUUUUAUUAAUGAUACUACUGGGAGAGUUUGCCUGAUGUAGAGUUGUUAUCUACACAAUUCGGUAUCAACCAGAGGUUCGGAUCUCAAGUCUGCAUAGACUUGGUCACAACUGUGACAUGAAUUUAAUAGUAUCUAACCACAGAGCAUUAGUCUUCAGUAAGUUGAGACAUUGCGCAAAUGUAAUUUAAACAUUUCUGGCAUAUCUAGCAAUGGCUGCUCAAUUAGCUGCAGCCUGGAACAUGAACUGAGAUGUUUCGGGUGCGCUUAGAAAACAGAACCAGGGUUUUGGGGCUAAGACCAGUUCUGUGCCUUUUCUAUUUGAGGUGUCUCAACACCUCAAGUAGACAUUUUAUAAGCAAAAUGAGUGUUUUUCUGCAGGCGGCAUCAGUGGCAAUGAAGGAGAAAUCCUUUCGGCUUCCAUUUCCGAUCGACAGGGUCACUUUUGAGUCACCAUGCACCAGUGGCUUUGGGUUUUGUCUUAAGACUGACAUACAAUCGCCAUGGAGUCUCCAGCUUUCACUCUGCUGAUAAACUGAAGCUAGCGUUUUGGGAGAAGCUGCCCUCUUGAGCUGUUCCAAGGUCAGUUCUACCCAUUGCAAAUAUUAAUUAAGGCUGGCACUUCCAGGAGCAGCUCAUCAGGGCACCUCGGUGCCAUAUCUAAUGCUGCCUUAGAAGAGCUGACCUUUUGAUGUCUUUGGCCUCAAUGAGGAAAUGAAGUUUAAACCGUAUUGCGAGGAGCAGAAACAGAAGCAACAAACACUUUGCUGUUGGUUGUGGGUUUUUUGCGGUGAGGGAGGGGAUCUAUUUUUUAUUUUGUACAAGCACCAUGACCAUGUAAUUACCUCAACAAAAGCCUAUUUUACUGUUGGAAGUUAUAUUGUUGUAAAAUAUACUUAUUUUAUUUAGUGUAAAAUUUGACAGUUUUAUAAAAGAAGAGUGAUAAAAUGUCUUGAUUGGUUGAGCUGUUGGUAUUUAGUGGACAACAUAUUUCUUUACUGGGCAUUUAGAUUUGCUUUAUACUUUUGUAGACUGAGAACAAUGGCAGAUUUGUUUCAACUGUAGGGAAAUUUGUUCACAAACCCUUUGCUGUGAGUGUUAAACUGAGUGAAGGAAUCUACACUCAUCUGUGUGUGUGUAUAUGUUUUAUUUUCUUUAGGGAAAUGAGUGAUUAUUGACAUCUUUGUUUUGGCUUUUUAGAAAUCCUUAUUUUGUGUUUCUCUACUCCAUCAUGUAUUCUUCACUAUUUGAUGACCGCCUCUUGUUCUGUAAAUAAUGCUGAUUAAAUUAAUUUAAAGAUUUUCACACA